CGGCUCACAGGUGUAAAUAAAACGCUCCUCCAACCCUCACUUGAACACGUCGUAAACACUUGUGGAGAGAGAAAUCUAGAAUGGCCAGCCAGUUACCGGAUGACUUCAAAUGCCCUAUUUCACUUGAGAUAAUGUCCGACCCGGUUAUCCUCUCGUCGGGUCAAACCUUUGAUCGGAUCUCAAUUCAACGGUGGUUGGACUCAGGCCACCGGACCUGCCCGGUUAGUAAACUGCCGCUGCCGGAACCCCCUACGCUAAUUCCUAACCACGCCUUAAGGAGCCUCAUUUCCAACUAUACUCUUGUUUCGUUGCCUAAACCCCAGCCUUGCCCUUCCAACCCGCAAAAUCUGAUUCAAACCCUUGUUUCUUCUUUGUCUCCUUUGGACGCCAAGCUGAAUUCGCUUGACCAGCUGAGCCGGAUGUCUAAACGCGACUCGGGGAUUCGCCGGAGGCUGACUGAAUCGGGGGCUGUGUCGGCCGUGUUGGACUGCGUCAACUCGAGCGAGUCAGGGCUCCAGGAGAAGGCCCUGCACUUGCUACUGAACCUUAGCUUAGAUGAUGACAACAAGGUGGGAUUGGUGGCGGAGGGCGUCAUUGGAAAGGUGGUAUCCGCCUUACGAUGCGGCGCUGGAGACUCGCGGGCGAUGGCGGCCACGGUUCUUACGAGCCUGGCGGUGGUGGAGGUUAACACUGUAACGAUUGGGUCCUACCCGGAUGCCAUUCCUGGCUUGCUAGCUCUGCUUUGCGCAGGAAAUUCAAGAGAGAGGAAAGAAGCAGCCACGGCUUUAUUCACUCUCUGCUCAUUCCCCGACAACCGUAUUCGGGCUGUACGGAGUAAUGCCGUUCCCAUAUUAAUCCACAAUGCUAAUUCAGGCCUGGAGCGAGCAGUAGAAGUUUUGGGUCUUCUGGCAAAAUGCAGAUUGGCCCGAGAAGAAAUCAUGAGAUUUGACAGGUUUUUGGAUAUCUUGAUUGAGGUUUUGAGAAAUGGGAGUUCAAGGGGUGUGCAAUAUGCCCUGUUGACUAUGAGUUCUUUGUGUAGUUAUAGUGAAAAGAUGUGUUUGGAGGCUCUAAAAUUAGGUGUAUUUGAGAUAUGUGUUGGUUUACUGGAGGAUGAUAAUGAGAAGUUGAGAAGGAAUGCAAAAACUCUCAUUCAAGUUUUGCAAGGAAGAAAAAGAAUUACAUGAUCUCAUCAAAGUUUAAGGGUGCGGUUAAGUGAAGUGCAAGAUGUCUGCAUUAUGUCCAGAUUUUAUCUUGCCAUAGAUUUCCAAUUUGUCACUAGAAAUAUCUUUUGGAGGUGUUCAUGCAUAUGUAAGUCCCUCGUGUGGCUAUUGUAUUAGGAGAGAGCAUGCUGAAGCUCUGGGUUUUAUUACCCAUGUCUUGUUAUGAUUUUUUCUUGAUGCAGUUCCAAUUUAUUUUGGGGUUAUGUUGCAAUUGUACUGUAUAGUAUUAUUUGCGAAUUUAAUUAUAAGCUUCCCAUAUUUGCAACA
This is a messenger RNA of Olea europaea var. sylvestris, 1487 nucleotides long. RefSeq names its product U-box domain-containing protein 8-like. Gene Ontology annotation, cellular component: nucleus; cytoplasm. The coding region runs from base 81 to 1184 and encodes 367 amino acids. Gene Ontology annotation, biological process: protein ubiquitination. The transcript is spliced from 2 exons. NCBI's taxonomy places the organism in Eukaryota, Viridiplantae, Streptophyta, Magnoliopsida, Lamiales, Oleaceae. The record is from RefSeq and is a predicted model, not a curated record. Gene Ontology annotation, molecular function: ubiquitin-protein transferase activity.